Penaeus indicus is the source of this 168-nucleotide messenger RNA. RefSeq lists its product as uncharacterized. The transcript has 3 exons. The record is from RefSeq and is a predicted model, not a curated record. The annotation marks the transcript as partial. Lineage: Eukaryota; Metazoa; Arthropoda; Malacostraca; Decapoda; Penaeidae.
UCCUCCUCCUCCUCCUCCUCCUCCUCCUCCUCCUCCUCCUCCUCCUCCUCCUCCUCCUCCUCCUCCUCCUCCUCCUCCUCCUCCUCCUCCUCCUCCUCCUCCUCCUCCUCCUCCUCCUCCUCCUCCUCCUCCUCCUCCUCCCUCUUGGGACACGAGGCUCAGAUCUAA